CAGUCAAAUCGGUAUCGUAUCGACGAAAACGGUAUCAUUUCCCAGUCGAGUCAAAGAACGUGAACAUGUCCAACACGACAGAAGACAAGCAACAAGUUUUUUUUUGUCUCCCCCAUUCAGGAAGUGUUGUCCAGGACAGCAAGACGUCAACAGACAGCACGGCAUGCACAGAAAACCUAAUGGAAACGGAUGCUUUUAUCCACAGCUCAACUGUGGAUCCUUUAGCGGAGUAUAAGAUGAGCAACAAACGACGAGGCCUUGCUCUCAUUUUUAACCAGGAGCGUUUCUUCUGGCGUCUGCAGCUCAACGACAGGCAUGGAACCAACGCUGACCGCUACAACUUGGAGAGAAGACUGCUCAACCUGGGGUUUGAAGUGAAGGCUUAUGAUAACUACAAAGUGGAAGAAGUCCUAGAAAUUAUCAAGAAUGCAGCUGCAGGAGACAACCAUUCUGAUUCAGACUGCUUUUUACUCGCCUUCCUGAGCCACGGCGAGAAUGACCACGUUUAUACCUACGAUGGCAAGAUUAGUAUUCAGGACAUCACAGCCAUGUUUAAAGGAGACAAGUGCAGAAGCCUCGUAGGGAAGCCCAAGAUCUUCAUAUUACAGGCGUGCCGCGGAGACAAGCACGAUGACCCAGUGACCGCUUGUGAUGCUGUGGACAGUGAAAUAAAGACAAAUGAAGUGGUUGUGGACGCCAGUGCUGUAUACACCCUCCCUGCUGGAGCUGAUUUCAUCAUGUGCUAUUCUGUGGCUGAAGGCUACUAUUCCCACCGGGAGACCAUCAAUGGGUCAUGGUAUGUUCAGGAUCUGUGUGAGCUCCUUCAGAAAUAUGGGGAUUCCCUGGAAUUCACAGAAAUACUCACGCUGGUCAACAGAAAGGUGUCCAUGAGAAGCGUUGGGCACGCCAGUGACCGAAAUGCCAUUGGGAAGAAGCAAGUACCUUGCUUUGCUUCAAUGCUCACCAAGAAACUAUACUUCCGGCCAAAACACUAACAGUUUCUCAUCUCACUCAUUUCAUUUACUAAUUUGCAGGGGCUUUUGGGGAAAAAUGAUAAAUGAUAGAAGUUCUUCUUUAGUUCCUCUUCUGUAUGCUCGGCUGAUAUUCAUAUUUCAUUUUUCAAAUCAAAUCAGUGGCUGUAAAAUAACAGGAAGGUUCAUUUCCAAUGUGAAUGUUUCUGGAAUGUUUCUGGAAUGUUUCUGGAAUGUGUUGGCCUGAGGCAAUCACUUCAGUCCUGGAACCUCAUGUCAUUCACUGUGGGAGUUCCAGUUUCUUCUUGAAAAGCCCGAUUUCUUACCUUUUUUAAAAACCCCUGUUUACAGGUGGGCUUUUAAUGACCGCUGUAUCUCAUUUCUAACAGGUUUUACACGCUGAUUUGAUCAGUUUGGACUUUUUUGGGCAGAUAAGGUUGUAAUGUAAUCUAAUACAACCACACCUAAACGCCCAGUUUAUGGGAGAGUCCAUAUUAAAUCUCAACUUAAUAAAGACCACACGGUGAAUCAUGGUUUGCAUGGAUUGGAUUGCAGUGUUGUGUUAAAAGCCUUCCUGUGAUUUUAUCCAGCACAUACUGUAUAUUUGCACUUGUGUGAACCUGUAUCUGUACUUUUCACAUCUUUUUACUUUAGCGUGCUUAUUUAAUCCAUUUUAACUAUUGUGGUAGCACAGGAAUGUUGUCUUUUUCUGUUACUCAAUCUGUUUUUUCUCAAUGAGUCAAGAAAAUGGGAGAAAUCUUUGCUCAGGCAAGACGUCUUUAAAUCAAACUCCCGUCUUUGCUGAAAAUGUUCAGUUGCAGGUACGACAGGUGUUAGCCAGUGUAUCCUGCUACAUGCUGUACGUCAGUGUUUCACACUAAACUUGGUUUCAGCCGUCACAGCACACUAUCCAGGGACAACGUAAACAUGCAUUUUGUCCAAGCUCGCGCUACCAAAAAGGGAAUUUGUGUUUGUGCCGUAGCAGUUCACAGUACUACGUUUAAUAUUGCGUAUUUGCACCCAAAAAACACUAGUGUGGAGAAUUCCUCAGGGAGAUGGAGUAUCAUAUUAAACACGUGCUGUGGAUCAAAACACCGUGAGCUGAUCUCUAACUCAGGGAAAAACAAAACUACCAGCAGACGUACACAGAUCCUGUGUAUACCGUUAUACUUUCCAGGGGUUUUUUUUUAAAUAAAUGAUUCUUUUGUGGGAAAAA
Molecule: messenger RNA, 2187 nt
Organism: Solea senegalensis (Senegalese sole)
Lineage: Eukaryota; Metazoa; Chordata; Actinopteri; Pleuronectiformes; Soleidae
Product: caspase-6-like
Exons: 8
Coding region: 66-995 (309 amino acids)
Biological process (GO): apoptotic process; proteolysis
Cellular component (GO): cytoplasm
Source: RefSeq, a predicted model, not a curated record